Molecule: messenger RNA, 5285 nt
Organism: Gymnodraco acuticeps
Lineage: Eukaryota; Metazoa; Chordata; Actinopteri; Perciformes; Bathydraconidae
Gene: arhgap29a
Product: Rho GTPase activating protein 29a
Exons: 23
Coding region: 288-4382 (1364 amino acids)
Biological process (GO): signal transduction; activation of GTPase activity
Cellular component (GO): cytoplasm
Molecular function (GO): GTPase activator activity
Source: RefSeq, a predicted model, not a curated record
CAAUCACAUGGAGAGAGUAGGCGAUUCAACACAGUGAGCAGAGCAGACAGUGAGGGGUUUGGGUACGGCCGUGAAACAAAAGGAUAGCGCAGUGAUUGUGGAUUAUUUUGUCUUUUUCAAGACUAAACCUCGGUCACUUUUCCGCUUUAGGAUUGUUUCCGGCUGAAAUGUUACAGGACCCGACUGCAGAUUCCAUCCUCACUGUAGUGGUGCAGUGUUGAGUCUGAGAAGAAGCUGUACUGCAGGAUAACCGUCACCAGGCCUGAGGGCCGUUGGACGUAUAAGACAUGCUGGCUGCCAUUCUGCGCCAGAGCUCUGGUGGAGGAGGAUCAGGAGGUGGAGGUGGCAGCAGCAGCAGCAGCAGCAGUGGUGGUGGACCCAAAAUGUCUCUAGGUAUCUCCCGACUCUCCAGCUCCAGCCUGGGUUCAGCAGGCCCUACCACCGUGGGCCCCUCAGGGCCUGGCAGAGCCUCUAAGAGCGGCUCGGUCAGCCCGGAAAGCCCAGAUACCCCCGCCUCAGACCCGAUGUACAUCAUGCAGCUCGUCAGCGAUGUGCGCAAGUUUGCUGAUGUGCUUCUGCAACUCAAAGAAGUGUUCAACUCCAAUGAGCACCAGGACUGCCUCCAUCAUGCGGCGCACGAGCGUCUCGGGGAGCUGCUGCGAGUCCUGAAGGCUAUUAUCAGCAAACACCAGAGCCUCAACUCAGUGGACAUCCUCAGUACAGCUGGAACCGUCAUCGCCACGGUCAAAGGGGUGAACUUUAAGGAGGUGAACGACGAGAACAAACAGAAGCUUUUCGGAGAGAUCUACACUGCUAUUGACACAUUGGCGUUCACAUUUGGCAAUGUAGUGUCUGACUUCCUUAUGGGAGAUGUAGAGAAUGGAUCAGUGUUGGGGCUCCCCCUAACUAAAAGAAGCAGGUCUUUUGAGAACCUCUCCGUGGAAUCUGGAGGAUCCGGUCCUGAGAAAGAUGAUCCGCCAGGGCUGUCUCCGCCAGUCCGGGCAGAAGAAGUGGACAGGACACUGCAACGACAGGACAGCGGGGUGGAGUCAGCGCUGCUCUACGCCAAGGCCUGGUCCAAGUACACCAAAGAGCUGCUGGCGUGGGUGGAGAAGCGCCUCAGUAUGGAUAUUGAGUGUGCAAAGAGUUGUGCCAAAAUGGCCGAAUCUGCCAAGACGCUUGCGAGUCAACAGGAAUUCAUGCCCUUCCGUGAGAUCUACACGACCGCUUUCAAAAAUGAUAUUGAAUACAGCCAGCUGGUACUUCACACCGCAGCAGUACUCCAAAGCAACAAAUUCAUACAGCCUCUCCAAGCCAGAAAGAACGAGCUGGACAAACUACGAAAAGAGGUCAAGGAGCAGUGGCAAAGAGAGCAAAAGAAAAUGAAUGAGGCAGACAGUGCUCUGAGGAAGGCUCGGCUGCUGCAGGCCCAGCGGCAUGAAGAGUACGAGAAGGCCAAGGUGUCCACCAGCCGCCUGGAGGAGGAGCACAUCUUAGGAGGAGGAGGAGCAGCAACAGCCAAACCGCUGGAGAAGAGGCGCAGGCUGGAGGAGGAGGCCCUGCAGAAGGCGGAGGAAGCAAGGGAGCACUGCAAAGCGUGUCAGAUUGAUGUCGGGGACAAGAGAGUCGACCUGGCGAACAACAAGAGUGAGAUCAUCACUCAGAUACGAGAGGUGGUCUCCCAGUGCGACCUCACCCUCAAGGCUAUGACGGUCAAUUGGUUCCAGCUUCAGCAAGCCCAGGUGGUAUCGCUGCCUGUUAACCACCAGAGUCUGUGUGAGAACGCCAAACUUUACGAGCCUGGCCAACGCUAUAUCGACUUUGUCAGGAGUCUACCCACUGAUGGGCCUCGCCUGGAGUCCCACUCGUUUGAUUCAGCUGGCACACAAAACACAGGGAUGCUUUUCACCAAGCGCUCGCUGAGUGGCAGCCAUUCGUCCCACAGUAACCUGUCUCAGGUAUCUGUGACCUCUGACAUCAUUGGCGCAGAUGAAGUAGAAAGUCCCAUCUCUUCCCAACAUGCCAAGAUUACAGAAAAGCGCUCCAACAGCAGCACUGAUAUCCAAGCUCUGCGGAUUCAGGCCUCAUUUCGUCCUUGGGCCUCAGCCAGUCAGGGUGGAGGGAUGUGCAGUGACUCAGAGAGUGCUGGAGGGAGCAGCGAGUCCCGGUCCAUGGACUCCCCCACUGCAAGCCCAGGAGACUUCAAGAGGAGAUUACCCAGAACCCCCUCCACCGGCACUAUGUCGUCUGCUGAUGACCUGGAUGAGAGGGAGCCUCCUUCACCCUCUGAUAAUGGUUUAAGUGAGAUGAUAAUCGAAACAGCCAGCUCCCCAGGUCCCUUCAGAAACACCCAGAUGUCCAAAGCUGCCCAAAGUCACAAGCUGAGGAAGCUUAGAGCGCCAUCCAAGUGUCGCGAGUGUGACAGCCUGGUGGUGUUUCAAGGAGCCGAGUGUGAGGAGUGUUCGCUAGCCUGCCAUAAGAAAUGCCUGGAAACCCUGGCCAUCCAGUGUGGCCAUAAGAAGCUCCAGGGGAAGCUCCACCUCUUUGGCAUCGACUUCACACAGGCAGCCAUGAACAGUCAAGAUGGAGUCCCCUUUAUCUUACGGAAGUGUACAUCCGAAAUCGAGAACAGAGCACUCAACAUUAAGGGUAUCUACAGAGUGAAUGGUGCCAAGUCCCGGGUAGAGAAGCUUUGCCAGGCAUUUGAGAAUGGCAAGGACCUGGUGGAGCUCUCGGAACUUUAUCCCCACGACAUUAGCAACGUACUCAAACUCUACCUGAGACAGCUCCCAGAGCCUCUCAUCCUGUUCCGCUAUUAUAAUGACUUUAUCGGUUUGGCCAAGGAGAGCCAGGGUAUUAUUGUGGAGGAACUGGAGGCUUUUCGGCUGAGUCCAACCCCGGUGACCCAGCCCCAGGUCAGCGUGGACCUGAACCGGAUCCUCUUCAAGAUCAAAGACCUGCUGAGGCAUCUGCCACCAGCUCAUUACAAGACACUGCAGUUCCUCAUAGAACAUCUGCACCGGGUCACAGAGCAGUCGGAUGAGAAUAAGAUGACAGCAAGUAACCUGGGCAUCAUCUUUGGCCCAACACUCAUCAAACCAAGGCAAGCCGAUGCCGAAGUUUCCCUUUCCUCUCUGGUGGAUUAUCCGUAUCAGGCGCUCAUUGUGGAGCUCCUGAUCAGACACUACCAGAUGAUCUUUGACACCCCCCUCAGUCCACUGAGUCGGACCUCGCCUAUAGAAAUUGAUGGCCCAAACCGCCUCACGCACCAGGAGAAGGAGCAGCAGCUGAGCAGGCACUCAAAGUCGCUGGGAGACAUUAAGGAGCAGAGCUUGAAGGUGUAUAAGAGGCAUUCUUCCAUCAUUCCUUCUUCUCACCUACUGGCUGAGGUUGAGGAGAACACGCCAAGCAUCAAUGGAAGCAACUUUGAACCUGUUGAUGAAGUGGAUUUUGAGGGCUUCAGUGAGGGUUUGUCUCCGAGUUCCCCAGAGACCCCGAAACUCGGCGAGAGAGGCCUCUGUCGUUCUCAGCACGUCGCCGUGGCCAGGGUCCAGCUCCGACAGCCUCGCAACAAACUCUCCUCACGGCCAGUGAGCCUGCCAGCUGAACGGAUACUCAACCGAGGCCAAGUAGAUGAGAAAAACACCCGGAACAGCACUGACCACGAGGACAGGAAAGGAGGACGUUUUGACCAGUCCAUCGAAGAGGUUGACGAAACCGAGAACACAAAAUUGCGGGUUGGCACACACUACCGGAGUACAUUUAUUGACACCCAGACGUUACGCAGGACAUGGGACAAGCAGUACAAACAUGAUGUCGCCUCCAAAACUGUCAGAAUUGUGGCCAGUUUGCCCACAGAGGGUACAGCACUGGAUGCCAGCAACUUAUCAGCUUCUGUGCCCAACUCAUCUUUAUCCCUUGGGAGCACUAUCAGCACUGUUUUCUCUGAUAGACCUUUCACUGUUGCAGUGCGAGCCAAUAGGAUUUUAAGAAGGGAGGACAAUGUAAUCAAGUUUAACCCUGUCGCAACAACUUUCAGGGCUCCAAGAACUCUGCAGCCUCCCCCAGGGACUUUCUACAAGCCCCCAUCAGGGAGCAAAUCUAAAGAGCUGAAGAACUGUACACUAGCCAACAGCGCAGAGGAAGAAGAUGAGGAGGAGGAGGAGGAUGAUGAAGAGGAGGAGGAGGAGGAGGAGUUGGGCAUUGAGAUAGAGGUUUCUGUGGAUGAGCCUCUUGAGGAAGACGAUGAGGCAGAGCAGGCAGCCAUGUCUCCCAGCUCUAGCCCUGAGGAACUGGGCUCAAACCAGGCCAAACCAGUAUACCAGAGACUAAGGCCAAGACGCCUCCAAGAGGUAGAACAUCGAGAGGCUCAUUUCGUGUGAUCAUCUUAGAGUCAGGGGCUGGCAGAGAUCUAAACAAAAGUGCUCAAAUGACAAUUUCCACAUGAUUGUGAGCACGGUUUGAAUUCAAAGUGCUGUUGGUCCUUAAAAGACAAACGAGAUGCACUUAAAAUGCUGUAUAUUUGAUUCACCAAUAUUUCAUUUACCAAUCACUUGUUCAGUACACUCUGGCACCUGGUCAGAAUAUUUAUAAUUAUUUUUUUUUAAACUGUGCAAUUCCAUGUUUAUUUGAAUAUUUUGUACCACAUUCUUACAGGAUCACUAUGUAUGUUAUACCAAAAAAAUAUGUUUGAAUCGUUACAAUAGUGCAUGUAGCCAGAACACUGAAAAAAAAGUUUGAUGCACUUAUCAAUACUCGUUGUGUUUCGACCUACUGUGAGUCAGAAUGUGUUAAACUGUUACAUUUAGGUUAAAAUUAAUCAUUUUGCUAAAAAUGUAUGUAUAUAAUGAGCUUUUGUUACAUGCUGUACUGGGUAUCUGCAUUGUCAUUUGCUAAUGUUAUGAAGCACCAGUUGCAAGGGCAUACAUCCACUUGUUUUUAUACCGUUGAACUUGUAAGGUGUCAACUUACACUGACCUGAAAAGCUUUUGGAAAUGCCAAUGGAUUGUAUGGUGGCAUUGUCUUUCUUAUUUUUGAUAUAACAUGACUUUUUCUAAUAGCCAAAGCUGUUACUCUUUUUACAACUGCAUUAGUUUUAUCAAUAACCCAGAUCUUACAAGUUUUUUGUAAGUAAUAGGAAGUGCAUCAUUUAUUUAAAUGGUAUCUGUUUUGCAUGGUAAUGUAUAAGGUUGACAGCAUGUUCAAAAGUUCAGUGUAAAAGAACAGGUACAUGAAAACAAACCCUUUUGUAACUUAUUAAAAUAUAUUUGACAACUUCCAAUUGA